AAUUGUAUAGACACAGAGCUAAUCUAAUCUUAGAGAGGGAGAGAGGGAGAGAGAGGGAGAGAGAAACAGAGCUAAUUCAUGGCUGGUGCCACUAGUUUUGGAACUGCAAGGUGUCUAAGAAGAGUAGCUCACGCUUUUGCACUCUCUCAUUCUUAUAUUCUCCCCACCAAUUCCAACCUCUCUCUCCAAAGGACCCUUUGCUCUCUUCCUCUCUCCGUUUCUUCUUCAGCUUCAGGUGUAAACCAGACAGUACAAGCUUUAAAGGGAGAAGUUGAUGUGUUACUCAAGGGAGUAGGUGAAAGAAGUCUCACUAAAGAAGUGAAGCAUAUUCUUGAGAUGGCUAGACGAGCAUCAUUAAGACGAGAGGUUCUCCAUACAGAUUUUCUAACCCCUCCAUUGCUGAAGGAAUCUAUGCAAGUAUUGGAAAAAGUAGCAGAAGUGAAAGCAAUUGCUCAAGGAGGUUACCCACAGGCUGAACGUUGUCGGAUUUCUGUUGGACAUCCAGAAGAAUUGACAAGUGAUCCAGAUGUUAUCUCAGCAUUGAGCAUUACAGGUAAUUUUCAGUUUGAACCUUGUUCUCAUGGUGACUUCCUUGGCUCAAUUCUUGGUACAGGAAUUGCCAGGGAGAAACUUGGAGAUAUUAUAUUGCAGGGAGAACGGGGUGCUCAGAUACUUCUUGUACCAGAACUUGUUGAAUUUCUUAUGUCAUCAUUGGAUAAGGUUCGUAAUGUUCCGGUAUCUUGCAGCAAGAUACCAUUAAUUUCUAUUGAUUAUGAACCACCAAGAACAAAAUCAUUCAAAGCUAUAGAAGCAUCACUAAGAGUUGAUGCACUGGCUAGUGCUGGGUUUAAGAUUUCGCGUUCAAAGCUAGUUGACAUGAUCAGCAAUGGUGAUGUGCGUAUCAACUGGACACCAGUUACUACCAAAGGAACCACGCUCAAGAGUGGAGAUAUUGUAUCAGUUAGUGGCAUGGGAAGAUUAAAGAUUGGAGAAAUAAACUCCACAAAGAAAGGAAAGUUUGCGGUGGAGCUCAUUCGGUAUUUGUAGUUGUUUUGUGCAAAAAAGCAACAAAGAAAAAGUGUAGACAGAACUUUCAUCUUCUUUUGUUUUUAUAAAUGUUCAUAUCUUCCUAUUUGAUUAUGUUAUAUUGUUACUGAAGUGAUGUCUAUUAAUGUUAUUUACAAACCACAGGUAAAAAUAAUCGGAUG
This is a messenger RNA of Gastrolobium bilobum, 1208 nucleotides long. RefSeq lists its product as uncharacterized. NCBI's taxonomy places the organism in Eukaryota, Viridiplantae, Streptophyta, Magnoliopsida, Fabales, Fabaceae. The transcript is spliced from 10 exons. Gene Ontology annotation, molecular function: RNA binding. Bases 79 to 1047 code for a protein of 322 amino acids. The record is from RefSeq and is a predicted model, not a curated record.